This is a messenger RNA of Oncorhynchus tshawytscha (Chinook salmon), 876 nucleotides long. RefSeq names its product sulfiredoxin 1 homolog (S. cerevisiae) (gene srxn1). The record is from RefSeq and is a predicted model, not a curated record. Bases 42 to 572 code for a protein of 176 amino acids. Gene Ontology annotation, cellular component: cytoplasm. Gene Ontology annotation, biological process: cellular response to oxidative stress. The transcript has 2 exons. Lineage: Eukaryota; Metazoa; Chordata; Actinopteri; Salmoniformes; Salmonidae. Gene Ontology annotation, molecular function: sulfiredoxin activity.
CUGUUCCCAUUGGAAACGGUGAUAUAUCCUGGGUUACGACAAUGGUGUUGGCGAAUGGAAAGCUGCAUGUGCCACUACGCAUGAGUUUACACUACUUCCUCGUUUACAAAACCGUAUGGCUCCAACUAAAUUACACAUUUCGAUUGUUAAGGAGUGGGUGCCGUGGAAACCACACAUGUUUACUUAUCAGACAGUUGAACAUCUCUCGUAAUAGAAUGGACAGUGAGAAGAACAUUGAAAAUAGGUCUAUUCACUCGGACAACGUCGAGGAAGUUCAUAACGUGCCAAUGGAAGUUAUCAUACGACCAAUCCCUCCUCUACUAGAUGAGUCCAAAGUUCAGAGCCUUAUGGGUACAAUCCAGGAAUCUACAGACAUCAGCAUUGUUCCUCCUAUUGAUAUACUCUGGAUCAAGGGCAUGGAAGGAGGGAAUUACUACUACUCCUUUGGAGGCUGUCACCGGUUUGAGGCAUACAAACGGUUGAAAAUGAACACCAUUCCAGCAAAGAUCUUCAAAUCAAAUGUUGCAGACCUACGCACUUACUUGGGCUCUUCAACCCCAGACCUACAUUGAAGUUGGGGCGGUAGGGUAGCCUAGCAGUUAGUGUUGUACUAGUAACCAAAAGGUUGCAAGUUCAAAUCCCUGAGCUGACAAGGUACUAAUCUGUCGUUCUGCCCCUGAACAAGGCAGUUGAAAAUAAGAAUUUGUUCCUAGUGAAAUAAAGGUUAAAAAAAAGUUUAAUUAACUGAGGACUGUUUUUGAGUCAUAGUCAGUAUGAGGACUGUAGAUGUGGGUAUACUCUACACUGAGUGUACAAAACAUUAGGAACACCUGCUCUUUCCAUGACAGACUGACCAGGUGAAUCCAGGUGAAAGCU